Molecule: messenger RNA, 1050 nt
Organism: Choloepus didactylus (southern two-toed sloth)
Lineage: Eukaryota; Metazoa; Chordata; Mammalia; Pilosa; Megalonychidae
Gene: CTHRC1
Product: collagen triple helix repeat containing 1
Exons: 4
Coding region: 47-787 (246 amino acids)
Source: RefSeq, a predicted model, not a curated record
CGCUUUCCACGGCUGAGCUCAGCGCGUCCCGGGGCCGCCUCGCGCCAUGCGCCCCCAGGGCCGGGUCGCCGCCUCCCGGCAGCGGCUUUUCGGCCUCAUGCUGCUGCUGCUGCUGCUGCUGCAGCUGCCGGCGCUGUCGAGCGGCUCCGAGACCCCCAAGGGGAAGCAAAAGUCGCUGCUCCGGCAGAGGGAGGUGGUGGACCUGUACAAUGGAAUGUGCUUACAAGGGCCUGCAGGGGUGCCUGGGCGAGACGGGAACCCUGGGGCCAAUGGUAUUCCUGGUACCCCUGGGAUCCCAGGUCGGGAUGGAUUCAAAGGAGAAAAGGGAGAAUGCCUGAGGGAAAGUUUUGAGGAGUCCUGGACACCCAACUACAAGCAGUGUUCAUGGAGUUCACUGAAUUAUGGCAUAGAUCUUGGGAAAAUUGCGGAGUGUACAUUUACAAAGAUGCGUUCCAAUAGUGCUCUAAGAGUUUUAUUUAGUGGCUCACUUCGGCUAAAAUGCAGAAAUGCAUGCUGUCAGCGGUGGUAUUUCACGUUCAACGGAGCUGAAUGUUCAGGGCCUCUUCCAAUUGAAGCCAUAAUUUAUUUGGAUCAAGGAAGCCCAGAACUGAAUUCAACAAUUAACAUUCAUCGUACUUCGUCCGUGGAAGGACUCUGUGAAGGAAUUGGUGCUGGAUUAGUGGAUGUUGCUAUUUGGGUUGGUACUUGUUCAGAUUACCCAAAAGGAGAUGCUUCUACUGGAUGGAAUUCAGUAUCUCGCAUAAUUAUUGAAGAACUGCCAAAAUAAAUUCUUUAAUUUUCAUUCCCUACCUCUUUUUGAUUAUACCUUUGUUCAUUUAAAUGGCAUUUAAUAUAAUUUUUAUAUAUGCCUUUGAAUGAAAAACAAAGUUAAACAUGUUUACAGACCAAAGUGUGAUCUCACACUGCUUUUAAAUAUAGUAUUACUCAUUUUACUUCAAUCAAAAAUCAUUUCAGGAUUUUGUAGAUUAGAACUACAUAUGUCUACUCCCUGAACCUAUAAUUUGAAUAUCUUUGUGGUCUUUAGUUUUU